ACCAUUUCCUCUCUUCCUUAUAAUACUCUCUCUCCCGUUUACCCUCUCACCAACCGUCCUUCUUCUUUCUUUCACUUCUUUUGUUUGCCAUGGCUUCAAACCCCAUGGCUGGUCUUGUUGCUGGUUCUCAUACCCGAAACGAACUCCAUGUUAUGCAUGGUUCUGAAGAGAACCGGCCACCGACCCGCCAGUCUGCACCAAAAACCUGUCGAGUUUGUGGUGAUGAGAUUGGACUUAAAGAGAAUGGUGAGCUGUUUGUGGCGUGUCACGAAUGUGGGUUCCCGGUUUGCAGGCCUUGUUAUGAGUAUGAAAGGAGUGAAGGCAACCAAUGUUGCCCUGGCUGCAAUACUCGCUAUAAGCGUCACAAAGGUUGUCCUAGAGUUUCAGGAGAUGAGGAAGAAAACUUUGAUGCUGAUGAUUUUGAGGAUGAGUUUCAGAUCAAGAACCGCUAUGACGAUAACCAAGAUCAGAAUCAUGUCACUUCUCGCUCGGAGCAUGGGGACUAUAACCAACAGGCAUGGCAUCUCAACGGUCCAGGUUCCUUUGCAGGAAGCGUUGCUGGAAAGGAUUUUGAAGGUGAGAAAGAGGCUUACAGUAGCGCGGAGUGGCAAGAAAGAGUUGAGAAGUGGAAAAUUAGGCAAGAAAAGAGAGGUUUAGUCACCAAAGAUGAUGGAGGCAAUGACCAAGGGGAUGAAGAUGACUUCCUUUUGGCCGAAGCUAGGCAACCACUGUGGCGAAAAGUUCCAAUCCCAUCAAGCCAAAUCAGCCCAUAUCGCAUAGUCAUCAUCCUCCGUUUCAUAAUUCUGGGGUUUUUCCUUCGUUUCCGUAUCUUAACUCCAGCCUAUGAUGCUUUUCCAUUAUGGCUUAUCUCUGUAAUUUGUGAAGUAUGGUUCGCCUUCUCUUGGAUUCUUGAUCAAUUUCCGAAAUGGUGUCCCAUAACCCGUGAAACCUAUCUGGACCGCCUGUCCUUCAGGUUUGAGCGCGAGGGCGAAGCCAAUCGCCUUGCCCCAGUUGAUGUUUUUGUGAGUACAGUUGACCCUCUUAAGGAGCCACCAAUCAUUACAGCAAACACAGUUCUAUCAAUCUUGGCCUUAGAUUAUCCUGUUGACAAGGUGAGCUGUUAUGUAUCUGAUGAUGGUGCUUCCAUGCUGCUUUUCGACGCACUCUCAGAAACCGCUGAGUUUGCAAGGAGAUGGGUACCAUUCUGUAAGAAGUAUGCUAUUGAACCAAGGACUCCUGAAUUCUAUUUCAAUCAGAAGAUUGACUACUUGAAAGAUAAAGUGCAGCCUACUUUUGUAAAGGAGCGCAGAGCCAUGAAAAGAGAGUAUGAAGAAUUCAAAGUGAGGAUUAAUGCCUUGGUGGCAAAGGCUCAGAAAAAACCAGAAGAAGGGUGGGUGAUGCAGGAUGGUACCCCAUGGCCUGGGAACAACACUCGUGAUCAUCCUGGCAUGAUUCAGGUCUAUUUGGGAAGUGAAGGUGCACUUGACGUAGAGGGUAAGGAGCUGCCUCGUCUUGUGUAUGUUUCGCGUGAGAAACGGCCUGGUUAUAACCACCACAAGAAAGCCGGUGCCAUGAAUGCUCUGGUUCGAGUCUCUGCCGUGCUUACCAAUGCACCCUUCAUGUUGAAUUUGGAUUGUGACCACUACAUCAACAACAGCAAGGCUGUAAGAGAAGCUAUGUGUUUCUUAAUGGACCCCCAGCUCGGGAAAAAGCUCUGUUACGUCCAGUUUCCCCAGAGGUUCGAUGGUAUUGAUCGUAACGAUAGAUAUGCUAAUCGCAAUAUUGUGUUCUUUGAUAUUAACAUGAAAGGCCUAGAUGGGAUACAAGGACCAGUUUAUGUUGGCACAGGAUGUGUCUUCAAUCGGCAGGCAUUGUACGGUUAUGAUCCACCUGUGUCUGAGAAGCGGCCUAAGAUGACCUGUGACUGCUGGCCUUCAUGGUGCUGCUGUUGCUGUGGUGGUUCCAGGAAGUCAAAGUCAAAGAAGAAAGGGGAAAAGAGAAGCUUGUUUAGUGGACUGUACUCCAAGAAGAAGAAAAUGAUGGGCAAGAACUAUGUGAGAAAAGGGUCUGGACACGUCUUUGAUCUCGAAGAGAUUGAAGAAGGACUUGAAGGAUACGAAGAGUUAGAGAAGUCAUCACUUAUGUCACAGAAAAAUUUUGAGAAGAGAUUCGGACAGUCACCGGUUUUUAUAGCUUCCACUCUCAAGGAAGAUGGUGGCCUCCCUGAAGGAACUGGUAGCGCAUCACUUAUCAAGGAAGCCAUUCACGUGAUAAGUUGUGGCUAUGAAGAAAAAACAGAGUGGGGUAAAGAGAUUGGAUGGAUUUACGGUUCAGUUACAGAAGACUUGACAGGAUUUAAGAUGCACUGUAGGAUGGAAGUCAGUGUACUGUAUGCCAAGAGACCAGCAUUCAAGGGAUCAGCUCCUAUUAAUCUAUCAGAUCGAUUGCACCUUCUGCGAUGGGCUCUUGGUUCUGUUGAAAUUUGUCAUCGUCACUGUCCAUUGUGGUAUGGUUAUGGAGGAAAGCUGAGGCUGGAGAGGCUUGCUUACACCAACACCAUUGUUUACUUUACUUCCAUUCCUUUACUUGCCUAUUGUACUGUUCCAGCUGUCUGCCUUCUGACUGGAAAAUUUAUCAUCCCCACUGUGAACAAUUUUGCUAGCAUAUGGUUCUUGGCACUUUUCAUCUCCAUCGUGACAGGUGUGCUUGAGCUUCGAUGGAGUGGUGUAAGCAUUGAGGACUGGUCGAAUGAGCAAUUCUGGGUUAUUGGUGGUGUCUCUGCCCAUCUUUUUGCAGUCUCAGGCCUACUAAGGUCCUUGCUGGGUUGACACCACUUUACUGUAACAUCAAAAGCAGCAGAAGAUGAAAGGUUUGGGGAACUUUACCUCUUCAAGUGGACUACCCUCUAUCCCACAAACCACUCUUAUAAUCUUAAACAUGGUGGGGUCGUGGCUGGAGUUUCUGACGCAAUUAACAAUGGCUAUGCUCAUGGUCCUUUAUUCGGAAAGCAUUUUUCGCCUUCUGGUCAUUGUCAUCUGUAUCCUUUCCUCAAAGGUUAUGGAAGGCAAAACAGGACUCCUACCAUUGUGGUCCUUUGGUCGGUCCUUCUUGCAUCAAUUUUCUCGCUGCUUUGGGUUCGAAUUGAUCCUUUCUUGCCCAAGCAAACAGGUCCACUUCUCAAACAAUGUGGAGUGGAAUGCUAGUGUUGCUGCCGAUAUCCUUAACCUUUCUCCUGCAUGAUUCUUUGUUCAGCUUUGUCAAGCUUUUGCUUGGUUGUUUCUCCUAAUGUUUUGAAGAAACUUGUUAGUGUAUAGAGGUUAUACUCAAUGUAGUCCUUAUGUUUCUACUCAUGAUGUUUUAAUUUGAUGCCACCGGCAUCAU
Molecule: messenger RNA, 3381 nt
Organism: Pistacia vera
Lineage: Eukaryota; Viridiplantae; Streptophyta; Magnoliopsida; Sapindales; Anacardiaceae
Product: cellulose synthase A catalytic subunit 4 [UDP-forming]
Biological process (GO): cellulose biosynthetic process; plant-type primary cell wall biogenesis
Cellular component (GO): trans-Golgi network; plasma membrane
Molecular function (GO): cellulose synthase (UDP-forming) activity
Source: RefSeq, a predicted model, not a curated record